This is a messenger RNA of Oryza brachyantha (malo sina), 1839 nucleotides long. RefSeq lists its product as uncharacterized. Lineage: Eukaryota; Viridiplantae; Streptophyta; Magnoliopsida; Poales; Poaceae. The transcript has a single exon. The record is from RefSeq and is a predicted model, not a curated record. Gene Ontology annotation, molecular function: protein binding. The coding region runs from base 322 to 1497 and encodes 391 amino acids.
GCCUGGCUCGCCUAUCCAUCUGAAUUCUGAAGUUCUAAACCCACAACGUAAAUUUCCUCCCAAAUUUUCCCCACCUCCCGAGCCCUAAAUCCCAAAUCGCUCCCCAGUGUUCGAUCCUCGAUUCCCAAUCCUAAUCGGUCGUAGGGUCCGUUGAUCGCCGAGAACACGCAGGGUCAGAGCUCGCCGCUCAGCCGGCGACGUGCGGGAGGCGGAAUUCGGGCGGCGGAUCGGAGGCCAUACGCCGGCGAUGCGCGGCGGCGGGGGUUAGGCUCCAACCACCCAAAUUCGGAAGGUAGGGUUUCGCGCACGAAUUCCUCUCUCAUGGCUCGUCCGCCGCGGCCCCCGUGGUCGGAUGGCAUCCCGCCGGAGCUGCUCGGCAUCAUUUUCGAGCAGCUGAACUGCAUCGCCGACCGCGCCUGCUUCGCGGCCGUCUGCCGCGCGUGGCGCUCCGCCGCGGCCUUCGCCGACGCACCGCAGCGCGGGCUCCCGUGGCUCCUCCUCCCGUCCCGCGACGCGCCGUCCUUCUUCAGCCUCCACUCCGGCGCCACCCGCCACCUGACUCUCCCGGAGGGCGCCCGCGGCGCGCGCCUGUGCGGCGCCCACGACGGCGGCUGGGUCGCGGUCGCCGCGGACCCGUGGCAAGGGUUCGCGGCCGUCAACCUCUUCACCGGCGUGAGGGUUCCCUUCCCGGAGAAACUGAGGCUCGAGGUCCCCUACGCCCACGGGUAUGGGCCCGUGACCGUCACCAGCCACCACCCCAUGCUCGUCCGCACCAUCGUCCUCUCCGCCCCGCCCACCUCGCCGGACUGCAUCGCCGCCGCGCACGUCUCCAGCGCCUCGAACAUCGCCUUCUGGCAGCCGGGGAUGUCCAGGCACUGGAUCGCGAACCGUCCCGAGCCGGACGUGGUCCAGGACAUCAUCUACUACAAUGGAGAGGAGAGGCAGGGCUUCCACGUCCUCACCAACCGGGAGGACGUCCUGGUGUACAGGCCCCGCCCCGGCCGGGACCCCAACGCGCUGCUGGAGAUGACCUGCGGCUCCUACCAGAUGCGCCGGCGCGCCAACCACCUGCCGGCGUCGUUCAUCUCGACCCGCUACCUGGUGGAGUCCCGCGGGAAGCUGCUCAUGGUGGUGCGCCACUGCACCGACAACCCGCGCGUGCGGCGUCGCACCCGCAUGUUCCGGAUCUUCGAGAUGAGCCUCACCGACACCGGGUCGUACUGGGUGGAGAUCUCCGAGCUGUCCGGGCGGGCGCUCUUCCUCCGGCGAGGCUGCUCCAGGGCCGUCGAGGUGUCGCAGUUCAAGAUCCUCCAGGAGGACACCAUCUACUUCCUCGACGACGCCGUCUGCGACCUGUCCAACUCCAUGGUGUUGAACAACGGGAGCAAGUACGGCAUGGGCAUGUAUAGGAAGGGUAAGAAGAUCAGAGCCGGCGCUCGCCAAUUCCCUCGUGAAUUUACUGCAGAUUGCUCGCCUCCAAUCUGGCUUGUCCCCUGAUGGCCUGAUGCAUCCGUGAUAUGGCAAAUGUGGUAUUGGUGGUUCCUGGAAUCCUGGCUAGUGGCUAGUGAGGGCUAGUACCUUUUGCUCUGUUCUGGGCUCUGGAGAGUUUCUCCAGUUCUGCGUCUUUCUGCUAUAAGAUGCAGAUUAUAGUUUUUAUAUUCAAGAAAACAAAAUGUAUCUUGACAUGGUGCAAACAUCAAUUACUUUCUUUUUCUUGUCGCUGAUGCUCCAUUUACCGUUCUUCACCAAAGUACGAUUUAGGUAUACUUGGUUGCAAAGCGUUGAUGUGGGCUCUACGAACGGGUUCACAUCUUUUGUUAUAAUGCCACUACCAUUAUC